UUUCGAUAUUACCUACCCUUACCUUCAACUCUCACAUCCACCACCACCACCUCAUCCGAACCCGCCGCCAGCAAUAAUGUGCAAACAUAUCCUGAACGCCCAAGUCGCGAUCCGCAGCCCGUGCUGCAAGAAAUGGUUCGACUGUGCCGAGUGCCAUGCCGAGCGCGAGGACCACGCCCUCCUGCAGACCACCGAGAUGGUCUUUGCCUGCAAGAAGUGCAAGAAGUGCUUCCGUAAGCAGCUGGCCGAUUGGGAUGAUAGUGACGAGUACUGUCCUUUCUGCGACAACCGCUUCGUUCUGGAUGCUAAAACCCCGAGUCUCGCGCUGAAUGUGGAGGGCGAGGACGUCAGAGUCGAUGCGAGGAUGCUGAAGGACGAGAGGGUCAAGACGGACGAGCAGAAGACGAUAUGGAAUAUAGGCGAUGACGUUGCCAACAAGCUGGGUUAAUGGCGGUUGAGCUUCUGUUCAGUUUGGAUGGCAUGGGGUUGGGCGCAUUGGUUGGGGAGCUACAUAUCACUACAUAUUGCUUGCAUCACGGAGUCCAUCACAACACGAGCCA
Molecule: messenger RNA, 560 nt
Organism: Tricharina praecox
Lineage: Eukaryota; Fungi; Ascomycota; Pezizomycetes; Pezizales; Pyronemataceae
Exons: 3
Coding region: 77-448 (123 amino acids)
Biological process (GO): protein import into mitochondrial intermembrane space
Cellular component (GO): mitochondrial intermembrane space
Molecular function (GO): zinc ion binding
Source: RefSeq, a predicted model, not a curated record